This is a messenger RNA of Hymenoscyphus albidus, 263 nucleotides long. Lineage: Eukaryota; Fungi; Ascomycota; Leotiomycetes; Helotiales; Helotiaceae. The record is from the annotation of a GenBank genome assembly.
AUGUCUUCUUUCAAGGUCCUUAUCCCCGAUGCGAAAUACAGAAUUGUUUAAACAAAUCCCCUGUUUUCUUUCCCCCCUCACUUUAAACCCCCUACAGAAACCAACUAACAGCAAAGUUUCCCACGCUAGCAAUAACAUCAGACCUCACAGGUUCACCUCCGAACUACGCAUUCAGAACGGCGGCACUCGAAGAAUUCGCCGCAGCAUUAUGGACUGUAGUGGAUGCUUUAGCACUCUCAACAACAGUGUGGGCAAUGGUUUAG